AUGUCAGGUAGAUUCCUAACAGAUUCAUACAGUUAUAAAACAUUAAUUAAACAAUUUGAUUUCUAUUUAUGUAGAGUUGGUAGUUCAUUAAGAGCAAUUAAUAUUAUUCCACAUGAGAAUUCAGUUUAUUAUGUUAAUUUCUUUCAUUUCUUAUUGUUUGAUUCAGUUGAGCUUGUGCAAGUGAUAAGAGAAUGUGGAUAUCUAUUUAUUGAUGAGUGCCAGAAGGUUAAAGAAGAUCAUUUAACAGCUAAACAGAUUCUAAAUAUAACAUAUAUGGUUGCAAUAGAUAUAUUCAAGUUGAUACCUCCAAGAACCAAAGAUGAUUUCAUUCAUAUGUUUAUCAGUAAUACAGAAUUGAAUACAUUUAGUAUACUCUAUCUUAAGAAAUUCUCAAAGAUUACAAUGAGAUUGAAAUCAUUUCAUAUGUGUUUGACAAGAGAUGAUUUAGAUCAAUUUCAAGUAGAACAAUUAGAUUUAAGAUUCAAUAAUAAAAAUAAACAAUUAUCAUUUGAUGAUUUAUCAGAUUAA
Molecule: messenger RNA, 528 nt
Organism: Heterostelium album PN500
Lineage: Eukaryota; Evosea; Eumycetozoa; Acytosteliales; Acytosteliaceae
Exons: 2
Coding region: 1-528 (175 amino acids)
Source: RefSeq, a predicted model, not a curated record